AUGAUGAUCUCGCUAACGGUUGUUGCCAACUUGAUCCUUUUUUACAGCCUACAUCUACUCAAUGCCCGCGUGUGCGAGGCGUUUCCCUAUUUGGCCCAGAGCAGAGGCAACUUUACCGCGCAAGAGAUUCCGCAAUCGAGAUUGAAAGAUUUGGUCGACAGCUGGGAAAACAAGGAGAUUUUCAGCCAGUUGAAAUUCUCGGAACAAGCAUUUUUCGAUAAGGAGCUGAACGUGGUGGGCACGUUGGAGUUUGCUCGAUAUAACCAGUAUCAACGACAGCCCUACGUUGCCAAUGGCUACAUUGGCAGCAGGAUCCCCAAUUUGGGGCAAGGCUUCUCCUAUGACCAGCUAUCAAACUCCUCGGAAUCCAGCAAUGAGGACCUCUACAACGGCUGGCCGUUGUUUGAUCGACGCUUUGCAGGCGCGUUCAUUGCGGGAUUCUAUGACUUGCAAGAAAACACCACGGGCACAAAUUUCCCCGAUUUACUAGAAAAUGGCUACGAAAGCGUCAUUGCCGCAAUUCCCCAAUGGACAACAUUGAAAAUCCGCACCAGCAAAAACGGACAAAACUUUACCUUGGACCCAUCGCUUGACAUUGAGGAGAUUGGAAACGUGUCAAACUAUGUGCAGAACAUGUCAUUGUCAACAGGCAUUGUCAGAACCCAAUUUACAUGGUUGAAUGAGUUUGAUGUAACCUAUACGGUCUUGGCCCACAGAGUGGAGAUCAACCUCGGCUUGGUUGACUUGACCAUCCAGAGUCGCUCCAACGAAACAAGAGAAUUGCAAGUCAUUGACGAGAUUGACUUUAACACUUCACAACGAUGCGAGUUGAACCACGUGGGCCACGACAAUGCGGGCAUAUUCAUGGUGUUUGAACCGCUCAAUGUAGACUAUGUGCAUGGAGCAGUAUAUUCCAAAUUGGUUUCAGAUGAGCAGAUAAUGCGAGAGUCGACAUCUCACAUAGCUCGACAAGCAACAAAAUUCGAGCUAAAUCCUCACGAGAAUACCCAUUUCUCCAAGAUUGUGGGGAUUGCAUCGACCGAUUUGCACCCAAAGACACUUGCCACCCCGAAAAAUGUGAGAGAGUUUGCCCAAAACGUGGCUCACAAGUACGACUCUUUUCUGAAAAUCAUCGAUUCGCACAUUGAAGCAUGGCGCCAGAGUUUGGGAUCGGUGCCUCGAAUAUCUUUCCCCCUGGAGUCCCUUUUGGACUUGGGCACCCGAGCCUCGAGCUUCCACUUGUUGGCAAACACAAGACCAGAGGCACAGGGGUUGACGGGCGCAGUUGGUGUUGGUGGCUUGAGCUCCGAUAGCUACGCCGGUAUGGUGUUUUGGGACACAGACCUCUGGAUGUUCAACGGUAUUCUACCGUUGAAUCCGGCACACGCAAAAAGUAUCGUCAACUACCGAGUGCACACUCACAAGCAAGCACUAGAAAACGUUCCCCUGGGGUAUGUGGGAGCCGUUUACCCUUGGACAAGUGGAAGAUUUGGCAAUUGCACCGCCACCGGGCCCUGUCUCAAUUACGAAUACCACAUCAAUCUGGCGGUGGCCAUGGCCGCGUGGGAACUAUACUUGAGUGGGUUUGCCAACGACACCUACUUGCGCAAUGUCGCAUAUCCCUUGAUCAAGGAUGCAGCUACUUUUUAUUCCGAUUACCUUGUACGAUACAAUGACACUACCGACCAGUUCACCACACACAACCUCACUGACCCCGACGAAUACGCAAACCACGUUGACAAUGCAGCAUACACCAACUCGGGCAUCUCUUUGGUUAUGCAAUGGGCAAUGACCAUUGCCGAGCAUCUCGGGGAGAGCUACCCCAGCAAUUUCCCCGAAAUAUCCCAAAAAAUCCACAUUCCAUCGGCCAACAACUCCCAGGAUAUCACCUUGGAAUACUCAGGCAUGAACUCGACCGUGGGCAUCAAACAGGCCGACGUCAUCAUGAUGACCUACCCUUUAGAGAACAAUCUUAUAGAUGAAGAGCAGGGCUAUAUCAACAUGGAGUUUUACUCGAUGAAGCAAGUCAGCUACGGCCCCGCCAUGACAUACCCGAUAUUUUCCAUUGUCGCGGCAAAAUUGGCAAGCACUGGCUGUGCUUCUCAGUCAUACUUACACAAGGCGAUCCAACCUUAUUUGAGAGGUCCCUUUGCUCAGUUUUCAGAACAAAACAAUGACGAUUUCAAUACAAACAGAGGCACGCACCCGGCAUUCCCGUUUUUGACUGCCCAUGGAGGCUUUCUACAGGCAACGUUGCAAGGUCUUACAGGCUGGCGACACAAAUUUGAAGUCGAUUCCAAUGGCGCAAUUUCAAGAUUUCUUCACCUCGAUCCAAUUGCUUUGCCGUGUCUAGACGGAGGUGUCCACUUUGAUUUCCUACAUUAUGACAACCACACACUUUCCAUGCGGAUCAACGAGACUCAUUUCUACAUCAAAAACAACGGCAAAACUUUUGCAGGUGCAAAUGGUUUCAUAAAUUUCGCUCUCGCGGAGCGUAACCCCGACCACGGCAUGUAUACCUUGCACGAUGGAGAAGAACGGGCCUUUGCGCUAUUCACUCCCGGAAAAAGCUUUGUCGAUAGUAUAUCCGAAUGUGGAGAUGCAACGUUUUACAACAUCACCGAAGGUGCAUAUGGCGUCGCGGCCAUAUCCAUAAACGACGGAGACAACACCACCAGAUGGCAAGUCAAGGACAACGACACCGUGGGCAAAGUCCUCGUCGACCUCCACUCGAUCAAGAACGUCUCCAGCGUCACGUUCAACUGGGCAGAUAGGCCGCCACGCCAGUUGAAGCUUUCGCAGUACGUAAAGUCCACCUUUACCAAAGCAACAGAAUUUUUAGCGAGGGUCGAUUUCGGAGUCAACAUUUACAAAAACUACCGCUUCGCUAACCCCGAGGAUAAACUCUACAACCAAAGCGAAGUAUUCGACGUGGUUCACUCUACUGAUGUCGUCAUCAGCGAGCCGUUUUCAGAGGAGGAGCACAACCAAGUCAUGGUCCCCGUGCGACACAACACCACGUCUUUCACCUUGGACCUCUCGUGCCGGUUCCUCUUGAUUGAAGUGGAAGGUGUUCACGAUAGCAGCAGCAGCAGCAGCAACGAAGAUGGCGGUGCAAAACUAGCCGAAGUUGUAUUUUAUUAA
Lodderomyces beijingensis is the source of this 3144-nucleotide messenger RNA. The record is from the annotation of a GenBank genome assembly. Lineage: Eukaryota; Fungi; Ascomycota; Pichiomycetes; Serinales; Debaryomycetaceae.